GUUACUACAGUUAUCCUGGUGACUCAAAAGGAAACUACUUAAAUGUGUAAAGUUGAACAAAAGUCAAAAUGGAUGCAUUCAAACAUCAGUAGGCUUGAUAUUGAAAUAACCUUUUUCCUCUCUACUGCAAAAUUUCCCUCCUCCUUCUUAGCCUUUUUCUUGAGGAAGCCAGCACCACCUUGAAAACAUGAUGAACAAGACCAGCAGUGAUGUGGGGAACAGAGGCAAAAGAAAAAUUAAAUUUUCCUACUACUUCCAGACCAUUGACAAGUCCAUGAAACAGGCAGAACGACCUUCCUCUGGGAGCUCAGCUGCCUAGAUGAUGACUCUUUGCCCUGCCUGCAGGUGACCAGGUUACUGGUGAAGAGGUUGCAGUGGUGGCUUUAAAGGCAUUUGCUCCCACUUCAGCUGGGAUUUCUCCACAAAAAUCUUCUGAGAAAAAUCUUGAAGAGGAGAGGAAAGGAGAAAUGGCCAAUUCUCAGGGAUUGCUGACAUUCAGGGAUGUGGCCAUAGAAUUUUCUCAGGAAGAGUUGCGGUGCCUGAACCACAGUCAGUGGGAAAUGUACAGGGAUGUGAUGUUAGAGAACUACGGACACCUCCUUUUCUUGGGUCUUGUUGUGUCAAAGCCAGACCUGGUCAUCUUUUUGGAACACAAGAAGGAUGUCUGGGCCGUGGAGAGAAAGGAGACAGUAGUUACACACCCAGGACAUCAAAGAAUUCAUACUGGAGAGAAAACUUAUCAAGAAAAAGAAGGUGGCAAGUCCUUUAUCUGGCUCUCCUCCCUUUCAGGACAUCAAAGAAUUCAUACUGUAGAGAAACCUUACAAACGUCAACAAUAUGGUAAGACCUUUCGGCAUCAUUCACAAAUUUCUGAACAUCACACGGUUCAUGCUGAGGAGAAACCUUACCAAUGCAAAGAAUGUGGCAAGGCCUUUAACUGGCGCACAGCCCUUAGGAGACAUGACAGAAUCCAUACGGGAGAGAAAACUUACCAAUGUAAAAAAUGUGGCAAGGCCUUUGUGAACUUCUCAAACUUGACACAACAUCGCAGAAUUCAUACUGGAGUGAAACCUUACCAAUGCCAAGAAUCUGGCAAGGCCUAUACGCGACAGUCAAGCCUUACCAAACAUCACAGAAUUCAUACUGGAGUGAAACCUUACCAAUGUAAAGAAUGUGGCAAGGCCUUUAGCUGGCUCUCAGCCCUUACAGUACAUCACAGAAGUCAUACUGGAGGGAAACAUUACCAAUGUAAAGAAUGUGGUAAAGCCUUUUACUGGCACUCAGCCAUUAGGUUACAUCAGAGAAUUCACAGUGGAGAGAAACCUUACCAAUGUAAAGAAUGUGGCAAGGCCUUUAACCAGAAAUCAAACUUUAAACGACAUAAAGUAAUUCAUACUGGAGUGAAACCUUACCAAUGUAAAGAAUGUGGCAAGGCCUUUACCUGGUCAUCAGUCCUUAAGAUACAUCACAGAAUUCAUAGUGGAGUAAAACCUUACCAAUGUAAUGAAUGUGACAAGGCCUUUUACUGCCCAUCACAUCUUGAUGUACAUCACAGAGUCCAUACUGGAGAGAAACCUUACAAAUGUAAUGAAUGUGGCAAGACCUUUAACCAGAAAUCAUACCUUAAACAACAUAAAGUAAUUCAUACUGGGCAGAAACCUUACCAAUGUAAAGAAUGUGGCAAAACCUUUAACUGGCAAUCAGCCCUUAAGGCACAUCACAGAAUUCAUAGUGGAGAGAAACCUUACCAGUGUAAAGAAUGUGGCAUCGCCUUUAGCUGGCUCUCAGCCCUUACAGAACAUCACAGAAUUCAUACUGGAGUGAACGCUUACCAAUGCAAAGAAUGUGGCAAGGUCUAUACGCGAUAUUCAAACCUUAGCAAACAUCAUAGAAUUCAUACUGGAGUGAAACCUUACCAAUGUAAAGAUUGUGGCAAAGCCUUUAACUGGCAAUCGGCCCUGAAGGCACAUCACAGAAUUCACAGUGGAGAGAAACCUUACCAAUGCAGUGAAUGUGGCAAGGCUUUCAUCCGGCCCUCAGCCCUUACAGUACAUCACAGAAUUCAUACUGGAGUGAAACCUUACCAAUGUAAGGAAUGUGGCAAAGCCUUUAACUGGCAAUCGGCCCUGAAGGCACAUCACAGAAUCCACAGUGGAGAGAAACCUUACCAAUGCAAAGAAUGUGGCAAGGCCUUCAUCCGGCCCUCAGCCCUUACAGAACAUCACAGAAUUCAUACUGGAGUGAAACCUUACCAAUGCAAAGAAUGUGGCAAGGCAUAUCCGCGACAGUCAAGCCUUACCAAACAUCACAGAAUUCAUGCUGAAGACUGACUUUACCAAUGUAAUGAAUGUGGAAAGGCCUUUUCCCCCACGAGGCACAUCUUAAUGUACAUCACGGAAUCCAUCUUGGAGAGAAAGGUUACCAAUGUCAAGACUGUGGGAAGACCUUCUCCCACCAGGCACAUCUUAAUGAACAUCACAGAAUCCAUAACAGAGAGAAACCUUACCAAUGUAAAGGAUGUGGGAAAACCUUUCUUCACUGUUCAUCCUUGACUUAUUAACAUAGUAUUCAUACUAGAGCAAAUCUUCCAAAUGUUAAGACUGUGACAGAAUUUCUAAGGAUUCCUCAACUCUUAUUCCACAUCAGAUAAUUCAUACUGAAGAGUAAUGAUACCCAUUGAUACCCAUUGGAAAUUGUUAAGAUAGUAAAGCAAUGCUUUACAAGUAAACCCUGAUUCUUCAUCAGAGAACAUAUACUGGAGAUGAUCUUACCAAUCCAAAGAAUUUGGCAAGCCUUUUAAUCAGUACUCAAGCCUCAUCCAACAUCACAGAACUCAUACUGCAGAGAAAACUUACAAAGAAUGUGGUAACAAACGUUUCAGACUGCUCAAGCCUUACUCAUUACCAUAGUUCCUGUUGCACAGAGACGUUACAAAUGUAAGGAAUGUGGCAAACCUCUAGCCUGGACCUCACAACUGCCUCAGUAUCAUAGUUAUGACACAAGAACAAAAGUAUAACAUGUAAAGGGAGUGGCCAUGCCUUUAACUGGAAUUCAGUCAUGACUCAGUAUCCCCAAAUGCCUACUUGGGGAUAAUGUAUGAAUAAGGAAAGACCUUUUUAAAUAUACACUUCAGAAAACAAAACCAUACAGAGAGGAAAGUAACCUGA
This is a messenger RNA of Neofelis nebulosa (Clouded leopard), 3167 nucleotides long. RefSeq names its product zinc finger protein 420-like. Gene Ontology annotation, cellular component: nucleus. The coding region runs from base 468 to 2330 and encodes 620 amino acids. Gene Ontology annotation, biological process: regulation of transcription by RNA polymerase II. NCBI's taxonomy places the organism in Eukaryota, Metazoa, Chordata, Mammalia, Carnivora, Felidae. The transcript has 5 exons. The record is from RefSeq and is a predicted model, not a curated record. Gene Ontology annotation, molecular function: DNA-binding transcription activator activity, RNA polymerase II-specific; RNA polymerase II cis-regulatory region sequence-specific DNA binding.